GAAGCCUGAGAAAAAUCUAAGACUUUUUCAUUUUUGGGUGUAGAUACCCUUUAAUGCAAGUGGCAAGAGCCUUGCUUGGUUAGUGGUGUCUCUGUAGCACACAUGUGAUUGCAGAGUUUGCUGAACAAAUCACAACUGGAUUGACGCAAAUAAUCAUGAUAUCAUUCUGCCAGGUAGGCAUCGACUACUUUGUAGCUAACAUUUAAUUGACAAGUUUUUCGGGAAAGUUUUUCCAUCAACCAGAAGAUGGCUGUCAUUAGCAUCAUCGCUAACAGCUAAACAUAGUGGUAGACAAAUGCACUCAGACAGGGGCAUUUCUGGGCUGUUUCCUCUUCAGAAAGUUGAAGGAAAAUACAAAUCAUUUAGGCAAAUUUAACGACGGCUUGCAGGCAGUGGGUUCAGAAUAUCUAUGACAAAAAAUGAAUACUCUUUAAUCUGUCACCUAAUGGGCAGGUCAGCCCUGGAGUAAAGUAUUGGCUGUAAGAAGUAAGAGAAAACAUAACAUCUGGUUGUUUUUAAAUGACUACUUAUGACAUUGCUUGCCAGAAUAAACAUUGUAAUUAAUAUUUUUCCAAUCUGCGUUACCCACUCCAGUCAGCAGAUGGCGAUGUGAGUAUUUCAGGUGAUGCUUCUUGCGUGACGUAUAAUCUAGUGGACGGAACUGGGGGCUUCUUCAACAGCGACAAAAGGCUUCUGAUUCAACCAACGCGGUUGUUUGCUAGCGAACAUAAAACUGAAACGUUGAAGCUCUUUGCUAUAUUACUCUUACUGUUUUGAAUGUAAUUCUGUUUACUUAACUACUAGUUCAUUUUAACGUAAUUUGCUAAUCGACCAGAACAUGAGCUCACAAAGUCUCUACUGAGAAAGAAGCUCUGGUGAAAGGAGAGGAAGAAGCUUUCAGGAUGAAAAAGGAGGAAGAGGAGGAUGAUAUUACAGUGAAAGAGGAAUAUGGGAAAGAGGUUGUCAAAGUGGAAAAAAGGGUAGAAUCUUUCAGAAUCAAAAAGGAGGAAGAUGCCAUAUCAUUGAAAGAAGAGGAAAAACAUUUUGGAGUAGAAGAGGAAGCGGAGGCUAUCUAUAUAAAAGAGGAGGAAGACGGUUUGGAAGUGAAAAAGGAGGAGGGGGCUGAAGAUCGGAUUACUACCAGAGAGAGACGUGACUAUCGUGGAUCCUUUGGGGAGCCUCAACAACAUCCUGAUGCUGACGAGACAGAGAAGAGUCUCUCCAGAUCAGAACACCAGAUGGACAACGCUAGCCCUCCCUCCCUCCCGGAGUCCCUGUGUCGUGCCUCUCCCGGUAGCACCUUACUGCUGGGUAUGAAGAGGUUGUCUGUGCUGCUGGUGGACUGCAGGAAAACAACGGAGCUGAGUGGAACUGUGAGAGGAGGAGAAGAGAAGAAAGGAUCAGAUUUGACACAUCAAAGAGGAAAACUAAACUUGGACGAACCAAAGACGUCCAAACCAGCAAGUCGACACCUCUGCUCCCAAUGUGGAAAGAGUUUUAGUCACUUUGGAAACAUGAAAGCUCAUGGGCAAAUACACACAAGGGAGAAGCCUUACCAUUGCUCCCAGUGUGGAAAGAGUUUUAGCCAUUCACGGAGCCUGAAAAAACAUGCGAUAAUACACACAGGGGAGAAGCCUUACCACUGCUCCAAGUGUGGAAAGUGUUUCAACCAGCCAGGGAAGCUGAAACAGCAUGAGAGAUCACACACAGGGGAGAAGCCUUACCACUGCUCCCAGUGUGGCAAGUGUUUUAGCGAUUUAGGGAACCUGAAACGACAUGAGAGAAUACACACAGGGGAGAAGCCUUACCACUGCUCCCAGUGUGGCAAGUGUUUUCGCGAAUUAGGGGACCUGAAACGACAUGAGAGAAUACACACAGGGGAGAAGCCUUACCACUGCUCCCAGUGUGGCAAGUGUUUUAGCGAAUUAGGGAACCUGAAACGACAUGAGAGAAUACACACAGGGGAGAACCUUACCACUGCUCCCAGUGUGGAAAGUGUUUCGACCAGUCAGGGAAGCUGAAACGGCAUGAAACAAUACACACAGGGGAGAAGCCAUACCACUCCUCCCAGUGUGCAAAGCAUUUGCCCAUUUAGUAAGCUUGAAAGAACACAUGAGGCUGCACGCAGAGGAGAAUGCUUACGAAAGCUCAGACUGUAGGAAAACAUUUUACUCAUAACAGUCACUUAAACGUCAUUAGAGAAUCCACACAGGAGGGAGAAAUUACUUCUCUUAGCGUGUAUAUUGAUAUUUCACAUCACAUUGACUUAAAAUUCAUCAGAGAACAUACACAGUGCUCCCGUUGUCUUAUAUUGUUGACUGAUAAUGUGUUUACCUGUUUUUACCAUAUGAAAUUGCUUCUUCCAAUUAUUGAUAAACCUGUACCUGUUAAGAAA
Molecule: messenger RNA, 2395 nt
Organism: Salmo salar (Atlantic salmon)
Lineage: Eukaryota; Metazoa; Chordata; Actinopteri; Salmoniformes; Salmonidae
Biological process (GO): regulation of transcription by RNA polymerase II
Molecular function (GO): RNA polymerase II cis-regulatory region sequence-specific DNA binding; DNA-binding transcription factor activity
Source: RefSeq, a predicted model, not a curated record